Molecule: messenger RNA, 522 nt
Organism: Brenthis ino (lesser marbled fritillary)
Lineage: Eukaryota; Metazoa; Arthropoda; Insecta; Lepidoptera; Nymphalidae
Source: the annotation of a GenBank genome assembly
AUGCAAUCGGCGGCGUUGUUAGUGUUUCUUGUAAUGGUCACGUUUGGCCAUGGAGCAAAAGAAAAACCGGAACUUAGUGAGGAAAUCAAAGAAAUAAUACAACAUGUUCACAACGAGUGCGUCGGUAAGACUGGGGUGGCUGAGGAGGACAUAGCGAAUUGCGAAAACGGCAUAUUUAAGGAGGACGUAAAAUUGAAGUGCUACAUGUUUUGCUUACUAGAAGAAGGGAGUCUCGUUGACGACGAUGGUAACGUGGAUUAUGAUAUGAUGAUCAGUUUGAUACCAGAACAGUACACCGAUCGAGUCUCUAGGAUGAUAAACGGAUGUAAACAUCUAGAUACUCCUGGCAAAGAUAAAUGUCAAAGGGCGUUUGAUGUUCAUAAGUGCUCAUACGCCGCAGAUCCUGAUAAGAGCCAGGAUAGUGCAGUGGGUAAAGGCUGCGGAUGUCGCAAUUUGGCGCGGAGCCGCCGUAAUGACGGCUGGACGGCGAGCGACGAGCGCCGCGGACGUACGUGCGCCGGC